AUGUUCAACCGGAUUACACGAUCAGCUUCCAUGAAAGGUAACUCUUCUCAAAAGACUCCAAAAUCUGCUAAAAAGAAAGAUAAUUCUUCUUUUAUUUCUGUUGUAGAAUCAAUAGUUUUUCCAACAUCUGAAACACCCUCCUCUCUAAAACCAGUAGAAGAUCCCUCACCUCAAACAUUAGAACAUUUUGACAUAGAGUUUGACCCCUCAGUAACUUUAGAAAACAUACUAAACAAACCUCUCUCUCCCAAUCUACAUCUUGAACAAAAUCAUCCAGAACUUCCUAGAGUUCUUUCUGAUAUUGAUCAAUUUGAUCCAGAUUUUCAAACUCAUAACCCUGGAAAUCCAAACUUUCAAACUCCUCAAACAGAAAAUCCAAACUUCCAAACCUCUAACCCUGAAAAUCGAAACGCUACCGCUUCCUAA
Vicia faba (fava bean) is the source of this 426-nucleotide messenger RNA. The record is from the annotation of a GenBank genome assembly. NCBI's taxonomy places the organism in Eukaryota, Viridiplantae, Streptophyta, Magnoliopsida, Fabales, Fabaceae.